AUCGACCAGCAUGCCAUCAAAUAUCUUCUCGAUCAGUACUUUGGUGUGGCCGCUAAGGGUUUCAGUACGCACGCUCUCAUGGACCUGGCGCUUGUACAGCCUGAUAUAGGGACUACAAUCAAGACUGAUGGAGAGGAGAGCAGUCCAUAUGCAUUCUUGAGCGUGUUAAAUAUCAGUGUGCACAACAUGAGUUUCAUU
Molecule: messenger RNA, 198 nt
Organism: Suillus subalutaceus
Lineage: Eukaryota; Fungi; Basidiomycota; Agaricomycetes; Boletales; Suillaceae
Product: BCP1 family
Exons: 1
Cellular component (GO): nucleus
Source: RefSeq, a predicted model, not a curated record